Molecule: messenger RNA, 1270 nt
Organism: Punica granatum (pomegranate)
Lineage: Eukaryota; Viridiplantae; Streptophyta; Magnoliopsida; Myrtales; Lythraceae
Source: RefSeq, a predicted model, not a curated record
AGAGACUAAUCAAUCACCAAACAAAGAAGAAUGUGGACGACAAUGGCGUCCCAUUCCCAGGGAGCAGCUCUCCUCUGCAUCCACAACCAUAACUUCUUAUCCUCUUCCUCAACUUCAAGGCCUUCAGCUUCAACCCUCCAUGCCCAACUGCAGAUUCCCAUCACAAGUGGCGCCGGACUUCCUCGGCUGACCUUCAGCACGAAAACAGUUCUCCCAACUACCCCGCCGGCUGUUUGCACGAAGAGCUCCGGCGCCUUUUCGUCCGCUAUCAUCUGCCGUAGCUCACGGCGAAAGGCGUCCAUCGACACCACUCCUGACGAGGAUGGCGGCAAUGAUCUGCGGCGGAUGGUGGUGCAGGCGCUAUUGUGGGGCGCCGAGGCUGCUUACGUCCUCUGGCUCUUCCUCCUCCCUUAUGCCCCGGGGGAUCCUGUCUGGGCAAUCAGUUCAGAGACGGUCAAUUCACUCACUGGGCUGUCUCUCAACUUCUUCUUCAUAUUGCCUCUCAUGAACUCCGUCGGGAUUCAUUUGAUUGACGCCCUAGUUCUCCAUCCAAUGUCCGAAGGACUGUUCAACUUUGUUAUUGGGUGGACGUUCAUGUUUGCUCCUUUGCUCUUCACGGACCGGAGAAGGGACAGAUACAAGGGGUCUCUUGAUGUUCUGUGGGGUCUGCAGAUGUUCCUCACUAACACAUUCUUAAUCCCGUACAUGGCCAUCCGGCUGAACGGGACUGAUGAGAACGACUCUACACCGAGCGUGCCCUCCAAGCUUGGCUUGUUGAUGACCCGUGGUGCACCCAUUGUUGGCCUGGUCGGUGGUGGCAUAUGCCUGAUAUCUGCAUUGUGGGCCCUCUUCGCCCGAGCAGAUGUUGAUUUCGGAGACAUAACUGAAAGACUAGAUUUCUUGGUGCAUUAUCUUGGGUCGGAGAGGCUAGCCUACGCCUUCAUAUGGGACAUCCUUCUCUACAUGAUCUUUCAGCCUUGGUUGAUUGGUGACAACCUGCAAAACGUACAGAAAGACAAGGUUGGGAUUGUGAGUUUUCUUAGGUUUGUGCCCGUGGUGGGGUUGACUGCAUACCUUCUCUAUUUGGAUCUUGACGAAGAACUGUAAUGAAUAGUAGUUGUAUUAUAUAUUAUACCAUUCUUUAGUUUAUAUUGAGAAGGGUUGAUUUGUAAUGUUGGAUCCCUUUGGUGUGCAGAUACUCUUUGUAAACCAUUCAUGUUCUUUAACUUAGUCGGUGCAUGAUAGCACAUGAAGUGCAUUGUCGGACAAA